Molecule: messenger RNA, 819 nt
Organism: Saxophila tyrrhenica
Lineage: Eukaryota; Fungi; Ascomycota; Dothideomycetes; Mycosphaerellales; Extremaceae
Gene: FAF1
Product: pre-rRNA processing and 40S ribosomal subunit assembly
Exons: 2
Coding region: 1-819 (272 amino acids)
Biological process (GO): maturation of SSU-rRNA from tricistronic rRNA transcript (SSU-rRNA, 5.8S rRNA, LSU-rRNA)
Cellular component (GO): nucleolus
Source: RefSeq, a predicted model, not a curated record
AUGGCAGCGUCUUCAGGGAAGCGAAAGAGGGACAACAGCAAUGACGAUUCCGAAGAUGAGGGUGCCCUCCGCGCGCGCUUUCAGAAGGCGUUCGAAGCCAAAUUCCGGCCUCUAGACAUCAAGAAGCCUUCGCCACCACCAGAACCGGAUGAAGACGACCAUGAGGACGACGAAGAAUCGGAAGCAUCAGAUUGGGAAGGCCUUUCUGAUGACGAGCGGGAGGUGGAAGUGAUACAGCACGGCAGUGCGCGAAGUCCCGACGCUAUGGCGAUCGAAAGAGAGAAGAAGGCAUUCAUGUCAUCCAGACCACCGACCUCAAAGGACAGCUCUAGGAGGGAACCGCCGGUCAAAAAGGAUGCAGUUGUCGAAGACACAGAAGAGGCGGCGAAUCUCCAGCAUGACCUCGCCCUCCAACGAUUACUAAAAGAAUCACAUCUGCUCGACCGGAACUCAUCCACCGCGGCCAACACCAAUGUCGAAGGCAAAGGACGACUCAAAGCUCUCGACCUCCGGCUAAAGGACCUUGGUGCUAAAGCACCUAUUUCAGCGCAGGAGAAGAUGCCUCUGGCCCACCGCAAAGGCAUCACCGCAAAAUCUGCUGACCGGGAAGGUAAGCGGCGGCGGGAGGCGGCGGACAGCGGAAUCGUGCUAGAGAAAGCGAAGUUUGCGUCAAAGUACUCUAAGCCAAGGGAGAAGAGUGUUGGAGGGCCUACUGUUGGCAAGUUCAAGGGCGGAACGCUGAGUCUGGGGAAGAGCGAUCUAAGGGCGAUCCAAGGGCCGAAGAGAGGCGGUGGUGGGAGGAGGGGAGGGAAAAGAUGA